This is a messenger RNA of Plectropomus leopardus (leopard coralgrouper), 786 nucleotides long. NCBI's taxonomy places the organism in Eukaryota, Metazoa, Chordata, Actinopteri, Perciformes, Serranidae. The record is from RefSeq and is a predicted model, not a curated record.
GAUCAGACAGCUGGACGGCAGCUGAGAGACGCCAGUUCAACAAAGGCAUCGCUGCGUACAAGAAGGACUUCUUCAUGGUGCAGAAACAGGUGACCACUAAGUCAGUGGCGCAGUGUGUGGAGUUUUACUACACGUACAAGAAACACGUCAAGAUCGGCCGCAACGGGACGCUGAUCUACGGUGAGGCGGAGCCUGUUGAGAGCAAGACCAUCGAGGAGGAGACGGACCACAAGGGCUCUCACAGAUUGGAGCCACAGAGGGAGGAGGACAGCAGGAAGUGGGAGGGGUCAGCUGACAGGAAACCGGACGUCGGCCCCACCAGAGUGACACACACGCUGCCGUCCGCAGAGAAUGUGAGUGUGAAAUUAAUUAUCAGCUCUGCAUGGGAAAAGGAAGGGAAAUAGAAGGUGAUAAGGAGAUGAAUGGACAUCCUACAUAAAGAAGCUUUUUCCAACAAAGGAAGUGAUAUCAUUUAGUAAAUCAUAAAAUCGCUGUUUUGUACUUUCCAGAAUUAACAAAUUUUAAUUGUGUAACAGCCAUCAUGGGAAGAGAUGUCCAUUUAUAUCAGUUUUACGUUGGUUGUUUUUAUCUGUGCUCAGUGCUUUUUAUCUUUGCUUUUUGUAUUUACGAGGCUGAACAGUCAGUUGAGAUAUUAUCCACAUUGCAGUGUGGCCAAGUACAAUAUCCAAGUCAUGCCAGUUAAAGUUAACAUUGUGGUGCUACAGAGAUGCUCGUGCUCACGAAUAAUAGUCCAGAUGUAAGGAAAGAUCCUUGUUUGGUACAGAC